UCUUCACAUUAACCCUAAUUCACCACACAACUCAACAAAAAAAAACUCCGAAACUCUUUAGAUCUACACAUCUCUCCCAAUCUCCACCAGGGAGAUCUAAAGAUGGUGUCUGACGCUAGCAAGAAGAAGGCUGCUCAGAAGAAAGCCGCCGCCGCCGCCAAAAGAGGCGGUAAAGCAGCCGCCGCAGCUUCUAAAUCCGCCGCUACUUCUUCAAACGGAGUUGAUAGCUUAUCCAGCAGCGUCGAUGCUCUUCAGAUAUCUGACCGGACAUGUACCGGAAUCCUCUGCUCUCAUCCACAAUCCAGAGAUAUUCGUAUAGAGUCUUUGUCUGUAACAUUUCAUGGUUAUGACCUUAUUGUUGAUUCGAUGCUGGAGCUUAACUAUGGGAGACGUUAUGGUUUGCUUGGAUUGAAUGGUUGUGGGAAGUCUACUCUCUUAACUGCGAUUGGACUUAGGGAGCUGCCGAUUCCUGAUCACAUGGAUAUAUACCAUCUUUCUCAUGAGAUUGAAGCUACUGAUAUGACUUCUCUUGAGGCUGUUAUGAGCUGUGAUGAGGAGAGGUUGAAGUUGGAGAAGGAGAUUGAAACUCUUGUUGAGCAGGAUGAUGGAGGUGGAGAGCGUCUUGACACAAUCUAUGAGAGGUUAGAAGCAAUGGAUGCUUCAACCGCGGAGAAGCGUGCUGCUGAGAUUCUGUUUGGUCUUGGUUUCGACAAGGAGAUGCAAGCUAAGAAGACUAGAGAUUUCUCUGGUGGCUGGAGGAUGAGAAUUGCGUUGGCGAGAGCUCUCUUCAUUAUGCCAACUAUCCUUUUGCUUGAUGAGCCCACAAAUCAUUUAGAUUUGGAAGCUUGUGUCUGGUUAGAGGAGAGCCUGAAGAACUUUGACCGCAUCUUCGUGGUGGUAUCCCACUCGCAGGAUUUCCUGAAUGGUGUUUGCACAAACAUCAUCCACAUGCAAAGCAAGCAGCUCAAAUACUACACUGGUAACUUCGAUCAGUACUGCCAGACACGUUCCGAGCUAGAAGAGAAUCAGAUGAAACAAUACAGAUGGGAGCAGGAGCAGAUCUCCCACAUGAAGGAGUACAUCGCUCGGUUUGGUCACGGUUCAGCCAAACUAGCUCGUCAAGCACAGAGUAAAGAGAAGACUUUGGCCAAGAUGGAGAGAGGUGGACUCACUGAGAAGGUAGCAAGAGACAGUGUACUCGUUUUCCGAUUUGCUGACGUGGGGAAGCUCCCACCUCCAGUGCUUCAGUUUGUGGAAGUCUCCUUUGGGUACACACCUGACUAUCUUAUUUACAAGAACAUUGACUUUGGUGUGGACUUGGACUCGAGGGUGGCACUUGUUGGACCCAAUGGAGCUGGGAAGAGUACUCUGUUGAAGCUCAUGACUGGUGAGCUGCAUCCUACUGAAGGAAUGGUGAGGCGUCACAACCACUUGAAGAUUGCUCAGUACCAUCAGCAUCUAGCUGAGAAGCUUGACCUGGAAGUGCCUGCGCUUAUCUACAUGAUGAACGAGUUUCCAGGCAACGAAGAGGAGAAGAUGAGAGCUGCUAUUGGUAGGUUUGGUCUAACCGGUAAGGCACAAGUGAUGCCGAUGAAGAAUCUCUCUGAUGGACAGAGGAGCCGUGUGAUAUUUGCGUGGUUGGCUUACAAGCAGCCUAACAUGCUUUUGUUGGAUGAGCCGACAAAUCAUUUGGAUAUAGAGACGAUAGACUCUCUAGCUGAGGCGUUGAACGAGUGGGAUGGUGGUUUGGUGCUGGUGAGUCAUGACUUUAGGUUGAUUAACCAGGUGGCUCAUGAGAUAUGGGUGUGUGAGAAGCAGUGUAUUACUAAAUGGAAUGGUGAUAUUAUGGACUUCAAGAAGCAUCUUAAGGCUAAAGCUGGACUUGAUGAUUGAAGAUAAAGUCAAGUCACAAGACUCUGAUUGGGUCGUGUGCUUAGAGAGUGAGAUGGAUUUUGUUUGGUGAAUGGUUUUGGGAAGAGUUAUUAACGAGUUCUGAAGCCAACACGUUAGAGAGAAAGAGACAACCAUACUCGUAAUCUCUGCAGUUCUUGCUCAUGAAGAGGUCAGUGAUUCUUCUAUAUUAGUAUUGUUAUCAUCAUCUGCAUUUUUAAUUUGUUGUUGUUUAACGUUUUUGAAGGCGAAACAGAGAAAAAGUAAUAUUUUUACUUCUACUGUACGACAUUUUAUUAUUGUUACAAGACUGAGAUGUUGACGAAUAUUGUAUUAUUUAAUACUAGUAUUAUCAAAGUGAAAAAAAACAAGA
Molecule: messenger RNA, 2263 nt
Organism: Eruca vesicaria subsp. sativa (arugula)
Lineage: Eukaryota; Viridiplantae; Streptophyta; Magnoliopsida; Brassicales; Brassicaceae
Source: the annotation of a GenBank genome assembly